UUUUUCGAUAAAACCGUACGGAUUAACUUUUUUAAGAACCGCUGCCUACAACAUAACGCUCUCGAAUCGGGAAAUUAAGAUGGCAUACCAGACACUAUGGUUGGUUCUCGACGGUCAGUUCGAGUUAAUCCACACGCUACUUGGAACGAUACACUUGAUGUCCUUGGAUCUGCGAUGCGAACAGCGAGAGCAACCUUUGGGCAGCAUUACGCCGACGUCUAAAGAGACGGAACCGACGCGUUUUGUGGAACGGACGCGUUUUGUGCAUGCGCCCAAGGUGGAGUCGAACCCAGAGACAGAAGUGGUCACUGUUGGGGAUGAUGAUGAUGAUGAUUGCCUUAUCAUUGAAGAGCAAAUAGAAAUCACAGAAAUUAAAGACGAGGAUGACGAUGAGGUGGACUCCCUCACUUUUUUGACCCCCUCCCCCCAAAAGUAAUCAUUUGAUGAACAAUAUAUGGACAGCCCCUUACACGGUUACAAAUUUGCUGCCAUCCCCUUUUUAACACGCUAAAAACCUCAUUCCUACACGAUUGCAAAAUAUUUUUUUUUAUAAAGAGCCACAAAAUAAACAUAUGA
Molecule: messenger RNA, 576 nt
Organism: Drosophila nasuta
Lineage: Eukaryota; Metazoa; Arthropoda; Insecta; Diptera; Drosophilidae
Exons: 2
Coding region: 80-436 (118 amino acids)
Source: RefSeq, a predicted model, not a curated record